UGGCUCCGGAUUACUUUUUUCUUGUGCGUCUCUAAACAGAGCGGAAGGAGCACAGUGUUUUCUGACGCAGGUCGCCCCACGCUGACACAGAAAGCCAGGUACCUCCGCGACACGUACCUGUCCGUGUGGCAUGUGACACUUAACGAGUGUCUUUUUAAGCCGAGGAGCAGGAAAGCUGAUCGGCAAGAAAAGGGCUCGACCUGUAGAGGAGAUAAAGAGCUCUCCGGUGGUUCCCCCGGGUCUCCCACCGCGGAAGGACGGAGAUGGAGCGGCUGUGCGGACAACAGCUUCCCUUCUGGGAAGCCAAUCAGACGCUCCACACAGAUCGGCCCGAUCUCCCAAAGUGCUUUCAGCUCUCUCUCCUGUCAUGGCUGCCAUGCAUCUACCUAUGGGCCGUCAGCCCCAUCUACCUCUUCUAUCUCAAGAAGAACAACAAAGGCUAUAUAAUGAUGUCCAUUAUGAACAGAUUCAAAACGGUAUUUGGCUUGUUCUUGUGGAUUGUGUGUUGGACAGAUCUCUUCUACACAUUCCACGAGCUGCGGCAGGGACUCAGCCAGCCACCCAUCUACUUUAUCACCCCGCUAGUGCUCGGCAUGACCAUGCUGUUGGCCACGUUUCUGAUCCAGUUUGAGAGGUUACGCGGGGUCCAGUCCUCAGGGGUGCUCUUCAUCUUCUGGUUCCUGUCCGUGCUGUGCGCCAUUGUGCCUUUCCGCUCCAAGAUCCUACAGGCCUCCAGCCAGGGCGAAGUGACAGACAAACUGCGCUUCACCACCUUCUACUUCUACUUCAGCCUGGUGGUGUGUGAGCUGAUCCUCUGCUGCUUCAAUGAGAAACCUCCCCUCUUCUCCAAUGUGGUCACAGACCCUAAUCCCUGCCCGGAAACCACAGCGGGUUUUCUCUCCACCAUUACCUUUUGGUGGUUCACGAGGCUGGCCAUUAAAGGCUACAAAAUGCCUCUGGAGGUCAAAGACUUGUGGUCUCUGAACCAGCGAGACAGCUCCAAGAUGAUGGUGCCCAAACUCCUCAAAGAGUGGGAGAAGGAGCAGUCCAAACACAAGAGUGAACCCACUCUGUCCAGUCAGGCCGUGUACUCCAAGGCGCCGCCGUCCACCGCCAACCACAUCGGAGGAGGAGGUGAAACCAGCCCUGAGGAAGUCGAGGUGCUGCUGUCCAAUCAGAAAGCCGCGCCCCGCCAGCCGUCCUUCUUACGCGCCCUCAUCAAAGCCUUCGGGCCCUACUUCCUGAUUGGAUCGGCCUACAAGCUCCUGCAGGAUGUCAUCACCUUCGUCAACCCUCAGUUGCUCAGGAUGUUGAUCUCAUUCACAAAGCAGACGGGAGUUCCUGAUUGGUGGGGUUACGCGCUGGCCUUCCUCAUGUUCUUCACAGCCUUCCUGCAGACUCUCAUCCUCCACCAGCACUUUCAGUACUGUUUUGUCACCGGCAUGAAUGUACGCACAGCUCUCAUAGGAGCAAUCUACAGGAAGGCGCUGGUGAUAACAAACAGUGCCAAACGUUCCUCUACCGUGGGAGAAGUAGUGAACCUGAUGUCUGUGGAUGCACAGAGGUUCAUGGACCUCACCACCUUCCUCAACAUGCUGUGGUCUGCUCCUCUUCAGAUUAUGCUGGCUCUAUAUUUCCUCUGGCAGAAUCUUGGUCCGUCUGUGAUGGCUGGAGUGGCUGUUAUGAUCCUGCUCAUCCCCUUUAAUGCUGUCAUUGCCAUGAAGACACGAGCUUACCAGGUGGAGCAGAUGCAGUACAAGGAUUCUCGCAUUAAACUCAUGAAUGAGAUCCUGAAUGGCAUCAAAGUGCUAAAGCUGUACGCCUGGGAGAACUCCUUCAAAGAAAAGGUCCUGGCCAUUCGACAGAAGGAGCUCAACGUGUUGAAAAAGACGGCGUACCUGGGAGCGCUGUCCACCAUGGCCUGGACCAGCGCCCCUUUCCUGGUUGCCUUGACGACAUUCGCCGUGUAUGUGACGGUGGAUGAGAACAACAUCCUGGAUGCGGAGAAGGCCUUUGUGUCACUCUCGCUCUUCAACAUCCUCCGGUUUCCGCUCAACAUGCUCCCCCAAGUCAUCAGCAGCAUCGUGCAGGCCAGCGUCUCGCUGAAGAGAAUCCAAGAUUUCCUGAGUCACGAUGAGCUGGAUCCAAAUUCAGUGGACAGAAAGAACACAGCCGCAGAAUAUUCAGUGACGGUCAUCAACGGGAAAUUCACCUGGGGUAAAGAAGACUCUCCCGUCCUGCACAACAUUAAUCUGAUGGCGCCUCAGGGCUCCCUGCUGGCAGUGGUGGGCCACGUCGGUUGCGGGAAGUCCUCCCUGAUCUCUGCUCUGCUGGGUGAGAUGGAGAAACUGGAAGGAGAGGUUUCUAUCCGGGGAUCAGUGGCGUAUGUGCCUCAGCAGGCCUGGAUACAGAACGCCACCCUGCGUGAUAACAUCCUGUUUGGGAAAUCCUACAAUGAGCAGAAGUACAGCUGCGUGCUGGAGGCCUGCGCCUUAACCCCUGACCUGGAGGUGCUGCCUGGAGGAGACAUGACCGAAAUAGGGGAGAAGGGCAUCAACCUCUCUGGUGGACAGAGACAGAGGGUGAGUCUAGCCAGAGCUCUGUACAGCGACGCUGACGUCUACCUGCUGGACGACCCGCUGUCUGCCGUGGACGCUCAUGUGUCCAAACACAUCUUUGACAACCUCAUCGGUCCAGAGGGGGUGCUAAAGGGCAAGACACGUAUCCUGGUAACACACGGCAUCAGCUUCCUGCCUCAGGUGGAUAACAUCAUGGUGAUGGUGGACGGCAGGGUGUCUGAGAUGGGUUCCUACCAGGAGCUGCUCCAACAGAACGGAGCUUUCGCAGAGUUUCUCAGGAACUACGCCCUGGAGGACAUCGUGGAGGAGGAGGAGGCGACAGAGGAACUAAUCCAAGAUGAGGAGUUGUUCCCUGACGACGCCCUUAGCAACCACACAGACAUGGUGGACAGUGAGCCGGUGAUCAAUGAGGCAAAGAGGAAUUUCAUAAGGCAGAUCAGCAUCAUUUCAGUGGACGGAGAGCACCCCAGGUCGCGCUCGGUGAGGAGGCACGGCUGCAGCCAGAAGAAACACGCUGAGCCACAAGAGAAGAAGAAGAAGCCACACGAAGUGGAGAAACUCAUCCAAGCGGAGACCGCGGAGACGGGCAGGGUGAAGACGACGGUGUAUCUAGAGUACGCUAAGGCGGUGGGACUGCUGCUGUCUGUGAUCAUCUGCUGCCUGUACGGCUGUCAGAGUGCAGCAGCCAUCGGAGCCAACAUCUGGCUCAGUCAGUGGACCAAUGACGCCUCGAGGAAUCAGACUAAGGAGAAUGUUCAUAUGAGGGUGGGGGUGUACGCAGCACUGGGCAUUGCACAAGGUAUCCUGGUGCUGAUCUCUUCAUACACACUAGCCACGGGAAACAUCGGCGCAGCCAAGAAGCUGCACUCUAACCUGCUCGCCAACAAACUUCACACCCCCCAGUCUUUCUUUGACACCACGCCUAUAGGACGCAUCCUCAACCGCUUCUCCAAGGACAUCUACGUCAUAGACGAGGCUCUGCCCUCCACCGUGCUCAUGUUCCUGAGCACCUUCUUCGUUUCUCUCUCCACCAUGAUAGUUAUCAUUUCCACCACUCCCAUCUUUGCUGUUGUCAUAGCACCCCUGGCUUUCAUAUACGUCUUUGUCCAGAGAUUUUACGUUGCCACGUCUCGGCAGCUAAAGCGUCUGGAGUCGGUCAGCCGCUCUCCCAUAUACUCCCAUUUCUCUGAGACCAUCACGGGCUGUAGUGUAAUCCGAGCCUAUGGCAGACACUCUGCCUUUGUUCUGAUGAGUGAUAUGAAAGUGGAUGAGAACCAAAAGAGUUACUACCCUGGUAUAGUGUCCAACAGGUGGCUGGGGGUACGUAUAGAGUUCAUUGGGAACUGCAUUGUGUUGUUUGCCGCUCUGUUCGCUGUGACGGGGAAGGCGAGUCUGAACCCCGGCCUGGUGGGUCUGUCAGUGUCCUACGCUCUACAGGUGACCAUGUCUCUGAACUGGAUGGUGCGAAUGACUUCAGAUCUGGAGAGCAACAUCGUGGCAGUGGAGCGAGUGAAGGAGUACUCUGAGACCAAGACAGAGGCCCCCUGGGAAGUGGAGGACAAGAAGCCCCCUCCUAAUUGGCCCAUGCAGGGGAACGUGGAGUUCCACAACUACAGCGUGCGGUACCGAGAGGGACUGGACCUGGUCCUGAAAAACCUCACCCUGAGCGUCAAAGGAGGAGAGAAGAUUGGUAUCGUGGGUCGCACAGGCGCCGGCAAAUCCUCCAUGACGCUCUGCCUCUUCCGACUGCUGGAAGCUGCAGCCGGAGAGAUCGCCAUCGAUGAGGUUAAGAUAUCAGAGAUAGGCCUGCAUGACCUGAGGUCUAAACUCACCAUCAUUCCACAGGAGCCCGUCCUGUUCUCUGGGACUCUCAGGAUGAACCUCGACCCCUUCGAGAAGUACAACGACGAAGAGGUGUGGAAAGCUCUGGAACAUUCUCACCUCCACAAGUUUGUCAGCAACCAGCCGGCAAAGCUGGAGCUGGAGUGUUCAGAGGGAGGAGAGAACCUGAGCGUGGGUCAGAGGCAGCUGGUGUGUUUGGCUCGAGCUCUCCUGAGGAAGACGAGGAUCCUCAUCCUGGAUGAAGCUACGGCCGCUAUCGACCUGGAGACGGACGAUCUCAUCCAGUCCACUAUCAGGACUCAGUUUGAAGACUGCACCGUGUUUACCAUCGCACACAGACUCAACACAAUCAUGGAUUACACAAGAGUGCUGGUAUUGGACAAGGGACAGAUUGCAGAGUUUGACACUCCUACAAACCUCUUAUCACAGAGAGGAAUCUUCUACGGCAUGGCUAAAGACGCAGGACUAGCACAGUAGAACCAUCAUCUUGUCAUAAACCCGGGUUGAGGAUCAGCUCAGUUCAGUCUGACUCUGAGCUUCAAACCUGGCAGUGGAACUGAAGAGUACCUUUUUAUGCGCACUGGGUAUUUUUUCAGGGCACUUACUGUGUGUUUUGAAUUCAGCUUGAGGCCAAGCCUGAACUCCUUCGCAGACUUGAAUCAAUUAGCACUUGCAAACAUUUCUAGUGUUUGUGUGAAUCCACAGCGGGACACGUACAUACUCUUUUUGUGAUUGUCUUAAGUUUCUGGCACUGACUGUAUCGUCCUGUGUGGCAAACGCCAUUUGGCAUCUAUAAGUAGUAAAGCGGAGUAAAUAAGAGAUAACAAGCCAUAUUUGCAAAAACUAGUUGAUCCAAGUCUGACCUUUAGUGCCUUCUGCCAGUGGGAUGAAGAAAGCCAGUGAAUGUAUCAUUUUCUAAUCGGCUGUCUGCUGCAAAACAAACAACAAAAAAAAGGAGGAACUUUUUUAUUUUAUUUUUUCUACAAAGAAAAAUACUGUGCCACUGUACUGUCCUCUAAAAAAAAAGAAAAAAAGAAACAUACACUUUUGUGAUAAACCCACUUAUUUUUGUACUGUACCAUUAUUUAAGCUACUUUUUAAAGAUUUGUCUCAUCUAGGGAAGUUUGCUCAGUUUAAAUAUGUGAUUCUUUUGUGAACCAAAUCUAUAAAAACUUGAAUUCUGUACCACCAAAAUAUGAAAUAUGAUGCCUUUAUU
Molecule: messenger RNA, 5637 nt
Organism: Scomber japonicus (chub mackerel)
Lineage: Eukaryota; Metazoa; Chordata; Actinopteri; Scombriformes; Scombridae
Gene: abcc3
Product: ATP-binding cassette, sub-family C (CFTR/MRP), member 3
Exons: 31
Coding region: 264-4898 (1544 amino acids)
Biological process (GO): transmembrane transport
Cellular component (GO): membrane
Molecular function (GO): ATP binding; ATP hydrolysis activity; ABC-type transporter activity
Source: RefSeq, a predicted model, not a curated record